AUCAUGAUCAGCAUGCCACUGUUCAAACUUUAGUCAUGACCUUUCACCAUUGUUACCCCACCCACCUUAUGAUAUACCGGUGUUGAAUCGAAAUACAAGAGAACUAUAUAUUUCUAUCAUGGAGGUUGUGUCAAUUGUAAAUGAAAUAUUUCGGUUGUAUGAGGACGCGGGGCAAUCACAGUAUCUUGGAGAAAAUGUUACAAAAACACAACACUCGAUACAAUGUGCCAUGUGUGCCGAGAAAGAUGGUGCUGUGCGGGAAGAAAUAGUGGCUGCAUUCCUUCAUGAUGUUGGUCACUUGUUGGGUAUAGAUGAAAACUUACCAGAAAUGGUGACUGAUGGGGAAAAUGUUGGGACAAAAGAUCAUGACGUCGUUGGAGGGAAAUAUCUUAUUGAUAAAGGGUUCCCAAAACUUGUUUGUGACAUCGUGGCAGGUCAUGUGCAAGCCAAAAGAUAUCUUGUUUAUAAAUAUAAAGAUUACUAUGAAAAACUGUCUGAUGCUAGUAAGAAGACACUGGUUCAUCAAGGUGGACCCAUGACAAAAGAAGAGGCCAUCAUGUUUGAACAGUCAGAAGCAUUUCAACCUAUCCUUAGAAUGAGAAAAUAUGACGAGCUGGCCAAAGACCCAACAGCAAAAAUGGAACCUUUGAAGAAAUAUCGGGAAAUGUGUAUAGAACUGUUAUUGCAAAAUAAGGUUUAAAAAUGAAACUUUGUGACAAUAAUCGUCGUAAAA
This is a messenger RNA of Ruditapes philippinarum (Manila clam), 733 nucleotides long. RefSeq names its product 2-amino-1-hydroxyethylphosphonate dioxygenase (glycine-forming)-like. The record is from RefSeq and is a predicted model, not a curated record. The transcript is spliced from 4 exons. Lineage: Eukaryota; Metazoa; Mollusca; Bivalvia; Venerida; Veneridae. Bases 119 to 700 code for a protein of 193 amino acids.